AUGAAGACAGCGACGGUGUGGGCACUCCUGCUCGCGCUCGUGAUUGCCGUGGCAGCACUGACCAGCGGAGCCUCGGCCGCCCGCAACAAUGCGCGCACUGCGAAGAGGGACGCGUUCGUGGCGCGCCUCAUGGCCAGCCUCACCCUCAAGGAGAAAGUUGGCCAAAUGACUCAGCUGGACAUCGGGAUGCUGCAGGAGCACGACAGCCAGGGCAACCUGCUGGCGUCGCUCAACAAGACGGCUCUCAUCUACGGCAUCAAGAAUUACGGCAUCGGCUCUUACCUCAACACGCCCUUCUCUGGUACCGCGCCGGUGCCGAACCGGAACGGCAAGCCGGAGAUCGCGUGGAACGUGACGCAGUGGAUCGAGUUCGUCAACACGGUGCAGGAGACGGCGCUCCAGUACGGCAACUCGUCGGUGCCCAUCAUCUACGGCCUCGACUCGGUGCACGGGGCCAACUAUGUGCGCGGCGCUGUCAUGUUCCCGCACAACAUUGGCCUGGCGGCUGCGUGGGAGCCCCACCUGGUCUUCCUCGGCGCCAAGGUCACCGCCAAGGACACCAGGACGGCGGGCAUCCCGUGGGCCUUCACGCCAGUUCUCGGCCUGGGCAUUCAGCCGCUCUGGCCUCGCUUCUACGAAACCUUCGGCGAGGAUCCCUAUCUGAUCUCGACCUACGGCCGCGCUGCCGUCGAGGGCUACAUGGGCAAGACCUUCUCCAGCGACGAUCUCGAGACUUCGGUGUGGUGCCGCAAGCCCCGGCAGGAGGACGACGAGGAGGACGAGGAAAACGCCGCUGCGGGAUGGUCCACCACCGUGUCCGUCUCUCUGAAGCACUACCUGGGCUACCCCAACCCCAUCUCCGGCAAGGACAGGACCGAAGCUUGGAUCCCCGACAGGAUGCUGCUGCAGUACUUCGCCCCGUCGUUCAUUGCGGCGGUCCAGGCCGGUGCGCAGAACGUGAUGAUCAACAGCGGUUCGAUCAACGGCAUUCCGGUGCACACCUCCGAGCAGUACCUCAACCACUAUCUCAAGGAGAGCUGGGGCUUCGAGGGCUUUGCCGUGACGGACUGGAACGACAUCGAGAAGCUGGUCUACUUCCACCACGUCGCCGCCGACAACAAGGAGGUACCACCAAACGCAACGCCUGAUGAACUCCUUGUGCAGGCCAUCAGGAUGGCCCUCCUGGCCGGCGUCGACAUGAGCAUGGUCCCUUCGGACUAUUCGUUCUCGGACGACCUGUUCGCGCUGGCGCAGGAGGACGCGUCGAUCAGGGCCAUCGUGGACAAGUCCACGGAGCGCAUUCUCAAGAUCAAGUACGACCUGGGUCUGUUCGCCAACCCCUACGCCUCCAACCUCUCCAACCCCAACAUCGCCACCGUGGGCAGCAAGAGCGAUCGUCUCAUGUCCGAGAAUGUGGUGCGGGAGUCGCUCACGCUGCUCAGGAACCAGGACAACGCCCUUCCUCUCUCCGCCGCGGCGCAGAAGAUUCUGGUGGUCGGUCCCGCUGCUGACUCGCUGCCCAACCAGUGCGGCGGUUGGUCCAUCCAUUGGCAGGGUUCGGUGAGCCCGAGCGAGUUCGACCCGUAUCCGGACACGUCGACCAUCUACCAGGGCAUCAAGUCGCUCGCGCCCUCCGGCUCCAACGUCCAGCUCAUCGCGGCGUGCGACUUUGACAAGUGCGACAGCUCCAACCUGAGGGAGAUCGAGGCCAUCAUCGCGGCGUCGGCCGAUGUGGUGGUCUUGGCCGUCGGCGAAGGUCCCGAAGCUGAGGUCCUCGGUGACAUCGACGAUCUCACCAUCUCGCCGUCGCAGAUCGAGCUCAUCAAGACCGUGCACGGCGCCAUCGCCAAGAGCGGCAGGAAGGUCAAGACCGUGAUGGUGCUGGUGGAGGCUCGGCCGCGCAUCAUCCCCGAAGAACUCAUCAACGCCACCUCGGCCGUCAUCAACGCCUACCUCCCCGGACCCUACGCGGGCACGCCGCUGGCCGAGGUGCUGUUCGGGAAGGCCAACCCGUCGGGCAAGCUGCCCUUCACCUACCCGCGCACGACGGGCGACAUCCACGUGCCCUACUGGCACUGGUACUCGGACGUCACCACUCCGCUCUUCCCCUUCGGCUUCGGCCUCAGCUACACCAUGUUCGCUUAUGACAAUCUGCGCGUGUCGGACACGAACCUGGCGCCGGGCAAGCCGGUGACGAUCUCGGUUCGGGUGACCAACAGCGGGAAGGUGCCCGGGAGGGAGGUGGUGCAGCUCUACGUGAGCGAUGUCUACGCCACCGUCGCCCCCUCCGUCAAGCUGCUGAAGAGGUACGUGAAGACCAGGAGCCUCGCGCCGGGUCAGUCGUACGUGGCGACCUUCACGCUGGCCACGCACGACCUGGCGUUUUACAACCGCGAGCAGCAGUUCGUGGCCGAGGCCGGCCUCUUCAACAUUCAGGUGGGCACUCUGACCUCCUCGUUCACCCUCACCGGCAAGAGCCUCAUCUGCCCCGCCAUCUAA
Messenger RNA from Acanthamoeba castellanii str. Neff, 2499 nucleotides. RefSeq names its product xylosidase. NCBI's taxonomy places the organism in Eukaryota, Discosea, Longamoebia, Acanthamoebidae. The transcript has 21 exons. The record is from RefSeq and is a predicted model, not a curated record. The coding region runs from base 1 to 2499 and encodes 832 amino acids. Gene Ontology annotation, biological process: glucan catabolic process. Gene Ontology annotation, molecular function: beta-glucosidase activity.